Messenger RNA from Triticum turgidum subsp. durum (durum wheat), 1263 nucleotides. The record is from the annotation of a GenBank genome assembly. NCBI's taxonomy places the organism in Eukaryota, Viridiplantae, Streptophyta, Magnoliopsida, Poales, Poaceae.
AUGGCGUUGAGGAACGUUGCGAUGAGAGCCUUGUUGCUCCUGGCGGUGGUGAGCGUGGCAUAUGCCGCCAAAGGCAAUGAGAAGAAGAAGGAGAGCGCAGAUGGUCCGGCGGCGUCUGGUCCGGCGGCAUCUGGUCCGGGUGGGGAGUACGACAUCACCAAGCUCGGCGCCAAGCCCGACGGCACAACGGACUGCACCGAGGCGGUGGAGGAGGCAUGGGCUUCGGCAUGCGGUAGCACCGGGAACCCGACCAUCAUCAUCCCCAAGGGUGAUUUCCUGACUGGAGCUUUGAAUUUCACGGGGCCGUGCAAGGGCGACGGACUCACCAUCAAGCUGGAAGGCAACCUGCUAGCUUCCAAUGACCUGGCCAAGUUCAAGUCUAACUGGAUCGAGAUCAUGCGCGUGAAGAAGCUCUCCAUCACUGGCAAGGGCAACAUCGACGGUCAGGGCAAGGCCGUCUGGACCAAAAACAGCUGCCAAAAGAACUACAACUGCAAGAUAUUGCCAAACUCGCUGGUGCUGGACUUCUGCGACGACGCGCUCAUCGAAGGCAUCUCUAUCAUCAAUUCCAAGUUCUUCCACAUGAACAUCUUCCAGUGCAAGGGCGUGACCGUCAAGGACGUGAAGGUGACCGCGCCCGGGGACAGCCCCAACACCGACGGCAUCCACAUGGGCGACUCGUCCAAUGUCAGCAUCAUCGACACCACCAUAGGCGUUGGCGACGACUGCAUCUCCAUGGGCCCCGGCACCACAAAAGUCAACAUCAGCGGCGUGACCUGCGGCCCAGGCCACGGCAUCAGCAUUGGCAGCCUCGGGAGGUACAAGGACGAGAAGGACGUGACCGACAUCACCGUCAAGAACUGCGUGCUCAAGGGCUCCAGCAACGGCCUCCGCAUCAAGUCGUACGAGGACGCCAAGUCGCCCCUCGUAGCAUCCAAGAUCACCUACGAGAACGUCAAGAUGGAGGACUCGGGCUACCCCAUUAUCAUCGACCAGAAGUAUUGCCCCAACAAACUUUGCACCUCCAAGGGCGACGCCGACAGGGUCACCGUCAAGGACGUUUCGUUCAAAAACAUCACCGGCACUUCCUCCACCCCCGAGGCCGUCAGCCUGCUCUGCUCCGAGAAGAAGCCCUGCGAAGGCGUCACAAUGUCCGACGUCAAGAUCGAGUACUCCGGCAAAAACAACAAGACCAUGGCUGUGUGCUCCCACGUCAAGGUCACCGCCACGGGAGUCGACAAGGCCAACACAUGCGCCGCCUGA